GAUAAAAGAAUGCCUUAAAGCGGAAUACCACAAUAUAUUUUUAUCUGAACUAUAUGGCCAACUACAUAUUUUUGAAAAGUUAUUAACUAUUGGGAAUGAUUGAUCUUUUUCAUGGCCGGGAGUGGUAUGUCAAUUAUUCACGCUCCUGGGGACGACACGGCGGAGUUAUCAAUCAACCAAAGGGUGCUAAUGGAGCUCUUGCAGCAGGAUCAUUGUUACAAGCAGAUGCUUCACAAUUUGGCAAUAAUGAAGCAAUAGAGUCUUAUUGGGCUAUGAAAGCGCAUAAACAUGCUGAAGUAUAUAUGAAAUUGAUAUCAUCAAUUGAUCCGAAAAAUAUGAAACUCACAAAAUUUGAUGAUGUUAUAUACAGAUCAUUUAAGAGAUACUUCAAAGAUUUAAAUAUUGAAAUGAUCAAUGAAAACGAUUUGAAAACAGAGGAAGCAAAAGCUAGAUGGCGUCCCUUUUGUGAAAUGUUUAAGGACAAAGUCGAUGACUACAAUUUUGGAACAUUAUUAAGAAAAAAUGUAAAAGAAGACUAUACGGAAGAAAACUGCUUUCUUGUGACGCGUAUCCAGUUCUUCGCCAUUGAAUUGGCUCGAAAUAAACGCGGUCUGAACAUGUUUCAUUUGAAGAAAAACGAAGCUAAUAACAACGAACAGAAUAAACAAGUUGAAACAGUUACUGACGGCAUAAAAACGAUAAACACAGACGGUAGCGAAGACGAUAGGUAGCAUAAAUGCCGAUUAAUCGUUGUUUGUAUAUUUUUUUAUGUGAAAAAAGUCCAAGGAA
Messenger RNA from Hydractinia symbiolongicarpus, 789 nucleotides. RefSeq names its product protein PBDC1-like. The record is from RefSeq and is a predicted model, not a curated record. NCBI's taxonomy places the organism in Eukaryota, Metazoa, Cnidaria, Hydrozoa, Anthoathecata, Hydractiniidae. Bases 96 to 731 code for a protein of 211 amino acids. Gene Ontology annotation, cellular component: cytoplasm. The transcript has 9 exons.